Messenger RNA from Pistacia vera, 876 nucleotides. Its product is annotated as major strawberry allergen Fra a 1-2-like. Gene Ontology annotation, cellular component: nucleus; cytoplasm. Gene Ontology annotation, molecular function: protein phosphatase inhibitor activity; signaling receptor activity; abscisic acid binding. The coding region runs from base 103 to 567 and encodes 154 amino acids. The transcript has 2 exons. Lineage: Eukaryota; Viridiplantae; Streptophyta; Magnoliopsida; Sapindales; Anacardiaceae. The record is from RefSeq and is a predicted model, not a curated record. Gene Ontology annotation, biological process: defense response; abscisic acid-activated signaling pathway.
UAACAUCUCCACCACUCAAACCUCCUCACUUAUCAGUAAUCAUUUCUCAUUCUUCCUUUUCAUUUUCAGUUACUUAAAACUUUCAUACUUUUUAAGGUAAUCAUGGGAGUUGUCACCGGUGAAAUUGAGGUCGCUAGUGUCCUCCCCCCAGCCAAGAUGUUCAAGGCUUCUGUCCUUGACGCUGACCAACUCUUCCCCAAGAUUAUGUCACAAGCUAUUAAGAGUGCCGAACUCAUCGAAGGUGAUGGAGGGGCUGGAAGCAUCAGGAAAGUUAACCUCGUGGAAGACGACAGUUACAUGAAGCAAAAGGUUGAUGCACUAGACAAAGAAAACUUCGUGCACUGCUAUACCAUCUUUGAAGGUGAUAUGUUGGCUAACAAAUUCGAGAAAAUUAGUUAUGAGACCAAGUGGGAGUCAUCUCCUGAUGGAGGAUCCAUCUUUAAGUCCACUGUCAAAUUCUACACCUUACCUGGCUUUGAUGUCCCCGGAGAGAAUUUGAUUAACAAGGCAAAAGAAAAGACAGCCGUCAUGGUCAAAGCUGUUGAAGCAUACCUCCAGGCCAACUAAUCCUGAUGCCUGUUAAAAUGUGUUAUGUGUUUGCUUUUCUCAAGCUAUUUGUGUGGUUUUCGUUACCAAUUACCAAAAAUAAGUGGAUCAUGGAUCAUUAAUGAUUCUAAUAAGACCUUAGGAGUGAUAAAAGUGGCUUGUCAAGAGAUCUUUUUACUUUUUUUUUUCAAAGAGUGAUUAUGUAAGGAUUAUACCAAAUCUUGUUUGGUAUAUUCAGAGGAUCCACUAAAAAACAAGAUUCCAAGAAGUCCAAUAUGUUUGUAUCAUUUUUAUUGAAUACAAGUUAAUUCAGGUAUAUUAAAAUCCAAA